Schistocerca nitens (vagrant locust) is the source of this 2548-nucleotide messenger RNA. RefSeq lists its product as uncharacterized. The transcript has 6 exons. Bases 221 to 1288 code for a protein of 355 amino acids. The record is from RefSeq and is a predicted model, not a curated record. Lineage: Eukaryota; Metazoa; Arthropoda; Insecta; Orthoptera; Acrididae.
CGCGCAGUUCAAGCAGUGCUGCGGACAUCGGCCGCGUGGCUAGAACCUGUGCUAGUUAAGUGUUCGAAGCGCCUCAUGUCUGCCGUUGUUGGGGACCGUGUUAAUUCAGAGUACACAACUUGAUGCAUGGUUUCGAAUUUUAAAACAAUUUUGUAAAAGGCAGCUGCCAUAGUAAAUGUAGUGCGCUCUUGCGUGCGUUUGGUGUACUAUAGUUAUCACAAUGGCUUCCGUAAAAGACACAGCAACUUUCUUCGCUAAGGGAACUUCAAAUCAGUUUGCACAUGUUUUGAAGCUCUACCCGGAAGCUUUGAAGGCAAAGGCGGAUAGUAAAAACAAAAAACCUGAAGAGAUGAUAAAAUUGGAUAACUGGUAUCAGAAUGAACUCCCAAAGAAGCUGAAGGCAAGAGGAAAGGACACUUACCUUAUCCAUGAAGAAUUGGUGCAGACAAUGAAAUGGAAGCAAACUCGGGGAAAAUUCUACCCGCAACUGUCAUAUCUGGUGAAAGUUAACACUCCACGUGCUGUCAUGCUGGAAACCAGAAAGGCAUUUCGGAAAUUGCCUAAUCUCGAGUCUGCAAUUACAACAUUGAGUAACUUGAAGGGGGUAGGGACAACAAUGGCCUCAGCUCUGUUAGCAGCUGUAGCUCCAGACCAGGCUCCCUUUAUGGCAGAUGAAUGUCUAAUGGCAAUUCCUGAAAUUGAAGGAAUUGAUUACACAACGAAGGAGUACCUCAACUUUGUCCAACACAUACAGAAUGCAGUUGAAAGGCUGAAUAAAGAAAGUAAUAACGGUACCUGGAAUCCACAUCAAGUAGAACUGGCCCUAUGGACACACUAUGUUGUUUCGGAAAUGAAACCAGAGCUUCUAGAUGGGAUGCCAGGUCCACACGAAAAUGGAACUACGAAUCAUGAAGAAAAAAAUGGGGAUACUCUUAAAACACAGGACCCGGAAAAUAGUUCUGAUGAAAGCACGCAAGACUCGACUAACGGAAAAAACUUAACUGGGCCUGCUGAUGCACUGGAUGAUACUACUACAUCGUUCACAGAAGACUCACUAGACAAACCCUCAACACCAACUGUAGGACCUCUUUGUGAUGAAACAACCAAUGACUCGGUUGCUACCACAGAUUCAGGCACGAACGAUUCUGCUGCAAUUGCAACAGCAAUUGUAGCUUGUAACAACAAGAGAGGAAGCAUUUCUAAAGCAGAUACAGAGGAAGGAGAUGAGACGACUAGCAGUCUUGAAGAACCUCCUGCAAAAAAAACGAAAAUUGGAGAAGAAAAGUGACACAAGUAUAAUAUUUUCUAAUAAUUUUAUUGAAACUCAUAGUAAGACAGUGUUCCAGUCACAAAUCAUAAGUAAACUUUUCUAAUUGUAUCACAGUAUCAAGGGAAAAUGUACCAUUGUGGUUUCAUUAUCUCAGUAUACAGUAAAGUGAUUUUUUUAGUAUCUUACUAAAUAAAAUCAAAUUAGAGACUGAAGUAAAAGAAAAAGCACACAAAAACAAAACAUCUCUACCUGAGUUUCUUUCUCGUAUUGGUGUAAAAAGGAACAGUCACAUACACCGUACAUAAUGUUAGUGUCAUUUUCUCUUUCAUCAGGCAUCAGAUCGAUAGGUUUAUGUAAUGUGUAAAAUAUGGUGCAGAAAAGUGCAUGAUGAAACUCCUCAGAUAGUUUUUUAACAUUUUGAAUAUGGUGGACGUUGUGAAUGAGGUGUAAAGGAGCAGAGGAUUUUCUCCCUACUGUGCGCCAUGUGCAGAGCUGCGCGCUACUGUAUUAUUAAAAUGGAUGUGUUUUAUGUUCACUGUUGGAAACCCAUCUUAUGCAGUUGUUAACGCAUUGCAAGGAGUCGGAAAGAAAACUAUGAUGCAUGAAGAGUAGUAAUUAUUUUUGUGUGUGUACUAUACAUUCCAGCAUUCUUAGUAUUUUAUCUGCAUGUCCAUUAUUAUUAUUAUUUUUCACUCUACCAUUUCCUUUUCAGGUGAAUGUCUGAAAAAAAGCCACUUUUCAUGUUUUGUGUGUUUAAAUAGUUAAUAAUUAUUAUUAUUAUUAAAACGGUUCCUGCAGCCAGGAUGAAAUCACACAUUGCUUUUCAAUUCCGUUGUUACAUUAAAUGUUUCAUAAUGGUCUAGUCGAAAUCCUAGUUGAUGUAAAUGAACAAUUGCAAAAACAAAAUUCAUUUUCUGAUGCACCAGCUACAACCAUGUUGUCGUGAUGUUCAACAAUUACAUUACAUUGUGGAGCUGUGUGUCCUUUCCUAAAAUUUCUUUGGUUGUUCAAGUGAAUAUGAAUUUGUUAAGAGAUCAGAUAUUGAGAACCACCUGCAACAUUACACUUAAUAGACCUGCAUUACGUAUUAUAAUAUUUGAUAAAAAGGUUGUAAAUAAAUUAUUUUCAUUGGUAAUUUUACAGCAAACCAUUGCAGUUUAUACAGUUCACUUUGUGUAUUGUAAAAAUAUUGGAAGUUAAGUGAGAUAAGUAAAAUAUCACAUGUUGCCUGUGUUCUGAUACAUCUUUUUGUAUCUAAUAUCUAAAAAACUGCAAAGU